Macrosteles quadrilineatus (aster leafhopper) is the source of this 925-nucleotide messenger RNA. Its product is annotated as protein takeout-like. The transcript is spliced from 6 exons. Lineage: Eukaryota; Metazoa; Arthropoda; Insecta; Hemiptera; Cicadellidae. The record is from RefSeq and is a predicted model, not a curated record. Bases 66 to 863 code for a protein of 265 amino acids.
GUUGAGACGCUGGAGACUUUCCCUGCAGCGCAGUGGCAGUCAGGACUGAUAGCAGACUAGGUAGGAUGGACGUGGGGGACCGUCUUCUGGUGUUGCUGCUGGUAGUCUGUAGUCUAGUAGAACUGUGCCUCACCACACAACCCAGAGUGCUCACCAGUCAACCUGAAUGGCUCAAGAAACCAUGUCGACGAAAAGAUCCAAACUUAAACCAAUGUUUGAAGGACCUGUUCCAGGGCAUGUUCCCUUACAUGGCAAAAGGUAUCCCAGAAGUAGGGAUCCCCAGGUUUGAGCCCCUCUACAUCGAGAAGAUAUUUAUCAGCAAAGGCCACGGUGCGGUCACACUCGCUGGUAACUUCGACAAACUCCACGCUCACGGUCCCAGCAACUCCACCACUAGGGCGGUCAGAUUGGACGUUGACAAAGGACGGUUGGACAUCAGCCUACACAUCCCGGUGAUCCGCACAGAGUCAAAGUACGACCUUAGAGGAAACAUUCUGCUGCUGCCCAUAGUAGGGGUGGGGGACGCAAGACUGCUGCUUAGGAACGUGACAACUGAUGUAUACAUGAAGGUGGUGUUCCCCAAGCUUCCAACAGGGCAGGAGGUGAUGGCCGUAACUGAUAUGAAGGUGGACUUCAGAAUGUCCAACGUGAGAGUCCAUCUGGACAACCUCUUCAACGGAAACAAAGUUCUCGGACACACGGUCAACAAUUUCCUCAACAAGAACGCUAUGGAGGUGGUAGACGAACUCAAGGACAACGUCGGAGACGCUCUGACGGAAGUCUUCAAGAAGAUUAUGAACGAUGCCUUUGGCCGAAUCCCCACAAAGUUUUGGCUUCCAGAGGACGACGAUGUCAGUGAAUAGUUGCCUACCCUUCCUGUACAUACCCCUAAACAUUUAAGUGUUAAAUAUAUUUUUUGUUUUUU